AUGACUACAACACAAUCCGACGGCGCAUAUCUCGCCCUGCCUGGUGCGUCCGCGCUGUCAAAAUUUCGCCGCGACAGGCUCAUUUCACAAAUCGGUGCCAAGGAUCUGCAGGCGAUAUGGGUGCACUAUAUCUCCUCUCACAGGACUCUGACAAAUGAAGAGCACCAAGUUUUGCAGCAGUUGCUCGAGUACGACAGCUAUCCAGAGCAAGGAGAGCUGUAUGAUGCACUUCAAGGAGCGGUCAAUCACGGCAAGUCACCCGCCGAUGCCAACAUCAAGCUCUUUUACGUGAGUCCAAGAGCAGGCACUAUCUCGCCAUGGAGCUCGAAAGCAACAAACAUCGCUCACGUCUGCGGUAUUGAAACCGCUGUCAAGAGAGUGGAACGUGGCAUUCUCUAUGCUGCCAAAUUCGAGCAGGCUCCGGAGGAUGGCUCUAUUCCCAGCCCAGACUCAUUGCACGAUCGCAUGACUGACAACCUCGCAACGCAUCCACCCGACCUCGACGCGAUGUUUGCUCAAGCUGCUCCUGCUCCGCUGACAAGGGUCGACUUGUUGCACAAUUCCGCAGGGCCCGAGGCUGCACUCCGCGAGGCCAACAAGACGCUCGGCCUUGCUCUAGAUGAGUCUGAGAUCAACUAUCUGAUCGAUGCCUACACCAAGGACUUGCAGCGAAAUCCAACAGACGUCGAGUUGUUCAUGUUUGCUCAGGUGAACUCCGAGCAUUGUCGGCAUAAGCAAUUCAAUGCUCAAUGGACUAUCGAUGGCAAGGUCAUGGACCACAGUCUGUUCCAGAUGAUCCGCAACACCCACAGAGUCAACCCAGAUUUCGUCCUGUCGGCAUAUAGCGACAACGCUGCUGUCAUGCAAGGAUAUCCGGGCAGUCAAUGGGCCCCGGAUCAGCUGACCGGAGAGUGGAAGCAGACCAAAGAAGAUGUCCAUUACCUGGGCAAAGUGGAGACUCACAACCAUCCGACAGCUGUGUCUCCCUACCCGGGAGCUGCUACUGGCUCUGGAGGCGAAAUCAGAGACGAGGGCGCAGUCGGUAGAGGCUCGAAGCCAAAGACUGGUCUGACCGGCUUCAGCGUUUCAGAUUUGCACAUUCCUGGUCAUGGGCAGCCAUGGGAGCUUGACAUCGGCAAGCCAGGACAUUUAGCAAGCAGUCUCGAUAUUAUGCUCGAGGCUCCCAUUGGAAGUGCAGCUUUCAACAAUGAGUUCGGCCGGCCGAGCACGACUGGAUACUUCCGUACUCUGUCUAUGAAGGUGCCUGUGGACGAGAACACAACCGAGGUGCGCGGUUAUCAUAAGCCUAUUAUGAUCGCAGGUGGUGUCGGAACAGUGCGACCAGGAAACGAGAUCAAGAGGAAAGAAGAUGUCAGCCCUGGUGCACAUAUGGUCGUACUUGGUGGCCCGGCCAUGCUCAUCGGACUUGGUGGUGGUGCGGCCUCCAGCAUACAGUCCGGAGAAGGCAGCGUUGAUCUGGAUUUUGCAAGUGUGCAGCGUGGAAAUGCUGAAGUGGAGAGGCGAGCUCAAGAAGUCAUCAACACAUGUGCCUCGCUCGGAUCGGAGAGCCCAAUCCAAUUCAUUCACGAUGUCGGUGCUGGUGGCUUGUCCAACGCGCUGCCAGAGCUGGCCCAUGACUCCGGCUAUGGUGCUAAAUUCGAGUUGAGAGAAGUUGACAACGCCGACCCGAGUUUGAGCCCUCUGCAGAUCUGGUGCUGCGAAGCCCAAGAACGAUAUGUCAUGGCCAUCGCACCUAACAAACUUGAGGCAUUCAGAAAGAUCUGCAAGCGCGAACGAUGCGGAUACUCUGUGGUCGGACAAGCUACCAAAGAGCAACGACUGAUCUUGAUGGAUCGAGACUCCAAAGAGGAGCCUCUACCUAUCGAUCUGCCAAUGUCGACACUGUUCGGAAAGCCGCCCAAGAUGUCGAGGGUUGUCGACUCACGCAAGCUCAAACUCCCUGCGUUCGACAGCAGUCUCUCAUCGUAUAUUCCUACAUCGCCAACAAAGGCGCAAGAUGUCCUGCCAUAUGCUGUCGACCGCGUCUUGGCACUACCAUCUGUUGGGUCAAAAUCCUUCCUCAUCACGAUUGGAGAUCGAACAGUUGGUGGAUUGACUGUUCGGGACCAGAUGGUUGGGCCGUGGCAAACACCAGUUGCUGAUGUGUCUGUCACAGCAACAUCUCUCACCCCAGGCAUCACCACUGGUGAGGCCAUGGCCAUGGGCGAGAAGCCUACUCUUGCAUUGAUCUCGGCGGCCGCAUCUGCACGCAUGGCAGUGGCAGAGUCUCUGCUCAACAUCGCAGCUGCAAGCAUCCCCAACAGACUGAAGCGCAUUCGCCUUUCAGCCAACUGGAUGGCAGCUAGUAGUCAUCCAGGUGAAGGCGCUGCCUUGUACGAGGCUGUUGAGGCUAUUGGUAUGGAGCUGUGCCCUGAGCUCGGUAUCAGCAUCCCUGUCGGCAAGGACUCCAUGUCGAUGAAGACGAAGUGGGAGGACAAAGAAGUUACUGCACCACUUUCGCUGGUGGUCACGGCCUUUGCGCCAGUGAACGACCUGAGCAGCACAUGGACCCCAACACUGGCACGCUACGAAGACGUUGGCGAGACUCUUCUGAUGUUUGUCGACCUGGCUGGGGGCAAGAAGGCACUUGGUGGCUCCGCUCUUGCACAGGUCUUUGGUCAAAUUGGCAACACUGCUCCAGAUGUUCACGAUGUGGACUAUAUCAAGGACUUCUACCAUGCCGUCGAGCAACUGCACGAGACCGACAUCGUGCUUGCCUACCACGAUCGCUCAGAUGGUGGUCUGUUCACAACGCUUGCGGAAAUGAUGUUCGCGGGCCGCUGCGGUUUGGAUCUCAUGCUCGACCGCAUCGUCAAAUCGGGAAGGCCGCAAGAUGUAAUCGAGACACUCUUCAACGAGGAAUUGGGCGCGGUAUUCCAGAUCCGCAAGAAGGAUGAGAGUCAGUUCCGUGGCGUGUUCGCGCCCAUGACACCCAUCACCAUUGCCUCUGUCCCCAAGUCUUCCCGACAAGAGCUCGCCAUCCACUACGGAGCAGAUUGCAUUUAUCGAGCUUCAAGAUCAGAGCUACAACAGAAGUGGCACCACACUUCUUGGGCGAUGCAGCGCCUGCGUGACAACCCAGACUGUGCCGACGCCGAAAAGACCAACAUUGACGACAACAAGAAUCCCGGCCUGAAGUACAAGCUCACCUUCAAGCCCGAAGAGAACAUCCUGCCUUGGUCCACAUCCAUCGCAGCGACCAUCAAACAGAAACCCCGCGUCGCCAUUCUCCGUGAGCAAGGCGUCAACGGCCAAGCAGAAAUGGCCUUCGCCUUCUCCGUCGCAGGUUUCAGCCCCAUCGACGUACACAUGACCGACAUCCUCACCGGUCGCUUCUCCCUCGCCUCAUGCGUCGGCCUCGCUGCCUGCGGUGGUUUCAGCUACGGCGACGUCCUCGGUGCCGGCCAAGGCUGGGCGAAAUCCGUUCUCCUCCACGAAGGUACACGCGCCGAAUUCAAGAACUUCUUCGAGCGCAAAGAUACUUUCGCCUUGGGAGUCUGCAAUGGCUGUCAAUUCCUCUCUCGCUUGACAGAACUUAUCCCCGGCGCGGAGAAUUGGCCAACGUUCGAACGGAAUGUGAGCGAACAGUAUGAAGCUCGUGUUUGUAUGGUGCAAGUCACGGAGAAAGCGGACAAUUACAAGGAUCCUUCUGUUUUCCUUCACGGCAUGGAUGGUUCGUACUUGCCUAUUGUGACUGCACAUGGUGAAGGUCGCGCUUCGUUCCCGCAAUCGGGAGAGUCUUCUGCGCAGAAUUUGAUUGAUCAGGGACUCGUUUCGAUGCGGUAUGUGGACAACUAUCUGCGACCAACGGAGGCUUACCCAUACAACCCGAACGGAUCUCCAUUGGGAAUCACAGGCGUCAGAACACCGGACGGUAGGGUCUUGGCUUUGAUGCCGCAUCCAGAGAGAACGAUUCUGAAGGAAGUGGCGAGCUACUUGCCACGAGAGGAGAAGAAGGAAUGGGGAGAUUUUGGUCCUUGGACGAGAAUGUUCAAGAGUGCCAGACGCUGGGUGGGAUAA
This is a messenger RNA of Cercospora beticola, 4080 nucleotides long. RefSeq names its product phosphoribosylformylglycinamidine synthase (gene ADE6). Lineage: Eukaryota; Fungi; Ascomycota; Dothideomycetes; Mycosphaerellales; Mycosphaerellaceae. Gene Ontology annotation, molecular function: phosphoribosylformylglycinamidine synthase activity. Gene Ontology annotation, biological process: 'de novo' IMP biosynthetic process. The record is from RefSeq and is a predicted model, not a curated record.